This is a messenger RNA of Talaromyces atroroseus, 504 nucleotides long. RefSeq lists its product as hypothetical. Gene Ontology annotation, biological process: cytoplasmic translation. The transcript is spliced from 4 exons. The coding region runs from base 1 to 504 and encodes 167 amino acids. The record is from RefSeq and is a predicted model, not a curated record. Gene Ontology annotation, molecular function: structural constituent of ribosome. Lineage: Eukaryota; Fungi; Ascomycota; Eurotiomycetes; Eurotiales; Trichocomaceae. Gene Ontology annotation, cellular component: cytosolic large ribosomal subunit; ribosome.
AUGGCGAAGGAACGUACCGGUAUCAUUGUCGGCUUGAACAAGGGUCACCUCGCUGUCGACGGUUUUAUGGGGCGACUCGGAUCGGUGGAUGAACGACAAAUGGCUUGGGAUGGAUACAUGAAAGGAAUGAAGAUUUUUACCGGCGAACUGGGAAUACCAGUAGACGUCCAUACGUUCGACCGGUCGCCCAAAAUGCCGAAUUACGAGUCUACGCAUAUGCUAUUGGAUUCCAAGAAGAUCAAAACCACCCCUAUCGAGACCAAGGCCCGUAUCAGCCGCAGCAAGGGCCGUCUUUCCCGCCGUACUGCCUUUGUCCGUGAUAUCGUCAAGGAGGUCGCCGGUCUUGCUCCCUACGAGCGCCGCGUUGUCGAAUUGUUGAGGAACUCCCAGGACAAGCGUGCCAGGAAGCUCGCCAAGAAGAGACUCGGCACCAUUGGCCGCGCCAAGGCCAAGGUCGACGAAAUGCAGAAGGUCAUCGCUGAAGCCAGACGGGCCGGUCACUAA